Messenger RNA from Canariomyces notabilis, 636 nucleotides. Its product is annotated as ribosomal protein S8e. Gene Ontology annotation, biological process: translation; maturation of SSU-rRNA from tricistronic rRNA transcript (SSU-rRNA, 5.8S rRNA, LSU-rRNA). Gene Ontology annotation, cellular component: ribosome; cytosolic small ribosomal subunit. Lineage: Eukaryota; Fungi; Ascomycota; Sordariomycetes; Sordariales; Chaetomiaceae. Gene Ontology annotation, molecular function: structural constituent of ribosome. The transcript is spliced from 4 exons. Bases 1 to 636 code for a protein of 211 amino acids. The record is from RefSeq and is a predicted model, not a curated record.
AUGGGUAUUUCUCGGGAUUCUCGGCACAAGCGCGCCGCCACCGGCGCCAAGAGAGCGCAAGUUUUCUCCCUCUUUCAUAUGAAUUUCUACCGGAAGAAGAGAGCCUUCGAGGCAGGUCGCCAGCCUGCGAAUACCCGUAUCGGCCCCAAGCGCAUCCACGUCGUCCGCACCCGCGGCGGCAACCACAAGUACCGUGCGCUGCGUCUCGACUCGGGCAACUUUGCCUGGGCUUCGGAGGGGUGCACGCGCAAGACCCGUGUCAUUGUGGUCUCAUACCACCCGUCAAACAACGAGCUCGUCCGCACCAACACCCUGACCAAGUCUGCCGUUGUCCAGGUCGAUGCUGCUCCCUUCCGGCAGUGGUACGAGGCCCACUACGGCCAGCCCCUCGGUCGCCGCCGCCAACAGAAGAGCGGUCAGGCCCCUGAGGAGACCAAGAAGAGCAAGUCAGUCGAGAAGAAGCAGGCCGCCCGCUUCGCCGCCUCGGGCAAGGUCGACCCUGCGCUCGAGAAGCAGUUCGAGGCCGGCCGUCUGUACGCCGUUAUCUCCAGCCGGCCCGGCCAGUCCGGCCGCUGCGACGGCUACAUCUUGGAAGGUGAAGAGCUCGCCUUCUACCAGCGCAAGCUGCACAAAUAA